Molecule: messenger RNA, 966 nt
Organism: Ictidomys tridecemlineatus (thirteen-lined ground squirrel)
Lineage: Eukaryota; Metazoa; Chordata; Mammalia; Rodentia; Sciuridae
Product: olfactory receptor 11A1
Biological process (GO): G protein-coupled receptor signaling pathway
Cellular component (GO): membrane
Molecular function (GO): olfactory receptor activity; G protein-coupled receptor activity
Source: RefSeq, a predicted model, not a curated record
AUGGAGAAGCAAAGACUUCCUCAGACAUUUUUGCCCUCUAUGAGGCCAGAAAACACCACUAUGAUGGUAACUGAGUUUAUCAUACUAGGGUUUGGAGACCUUAAGGAACUGAGUCCCUUACUCUUCCUAGUGUUUGGCAUUGUCUACUUAGCCACCAUUUCUGGGAAUCUUCUCCUUGUGGUGCUGGUGAGCACUCAACAGGUUCUACAAACUCCAAUGUACUUCUUCCUGGUGAAUCUCUCAUGCCUGGAGGUAUGCUAUACAUCCAAUAUUGUGCCCAGGAUGCUGGUAGACUUGUUGAGAGAAAAUAGAGCAAUGUCUAUGGUGUGUUGUAUUAUUCAACUCUAUUUCUUUGGGGCCCUGGGAAGCACUGAAUGUUGUCUACUGGCAGUGAUGUCUUAUGACCGGUACCUGGCUGUCUGCUGGCCCUUGCACUAUCCAACAUUAAUGCAUAAAACUUUGUGUAUGGGACUGGCAGUUGGCUCGUGGCUUAGUGGCUUCACUGUAGCAGCUGCAUUCCAGGGUGCUAUGGUAUCCAGCUUGACCUUCUGUGGGGACAAUGAGAUUGACCACUUCUUCUGUGACUUGAAACCUCUACAGAGGCUCUCCUGCACAGAUCCUCAUCUGGUCAACCUGGUGUGCAUGAGUCUAACAGCCCUGGUGACUCUUGCCCCCUUUGGACUAACCCUAGCCUCCUACUGGAGGAUUCUUUCAGUGGUCUUGCAUAUGCCAUCCACAACUGGUAGGCAAAAGGCAUUCUCCACUUGCUCCUCUCAUCUAGUAGUUGUGACCUUGUUUUAUGGGACCUUAAUCUUGGUCUAUGCUGUGCCCUUGGCUGGCCAGGUGACAACUCUACAUAAAACCUUUUCCUUGCUGUAUACGGUUGUCACUCCCCUGUGUAAUCCUCUUAUCUACAGUCUCAAAAACAAAGAUGUCAAGGAUGCCCUAAGGAAACUGAAAAUUUGA